AUGGGAAUGCGGGUUGUUGCACCUGACAUGAUGGGAUACGGUGGGACGGAUGCACCGCAGGUUCCACCCAACUCCAUCAAGCUCUACGGACUUAAGAGAGCAUCAGAUGACAUUGCUGCGUUGGCUAAAGAGGUCAACGCACCGCAGAUCAUUUUAGGUGGUCAUGAUUGGGGAGGUUUCGUCGUUUGGCGAGCUGCUCAGUGGUAUCCCAAUCUUGUCUCACACGUCUUCUCGGUCUGCACACCCUACACCGCCCCUUCCGAGAAGUACUUCUCCACCGAGGAUCUCGUCAAAGGGCCUUUACCUCAGUUCGCUUACCAACUACACCUCGCUUCAGGUGAAGUGGAAAAGAUUGUCAAAGAUGAGCAGUCGAUCAGGCAAUUUCUGAAGGGUAUGUAUGGAGCGAAGGGGCUAAAAGGCGAGAUUGCCUUCGACCCCGAGAAGGGCGUGCUGUCGGAAAAUCUACCCUUGAUCGGGGAAAGCAAGAUUUUGAAUGGAAAGUACCUAGACUACUACGUCAAGCAGUAUCUCAACCACGGCAUCCACCCCACACUGAACUGGUACCGCCAACGCCGCACAAACUGGGAAGAAGACCAAGCCCUCCUGUCUCGCAAACAAAUCACUCAACCUGUCCUCUUCAUCCAAGCCACGCGCGACGGCGUCCUCAAACCGGAAAUGUCAAAGAAUAUGGAAAACUUUAUUCCUAAGCUGACGAGAGGAGAGGUGAAGGCGGCUCAUUGGGCGUUGACACAGAUGCCAGAGGAGGUCAAUGCGAUUAUCAACCAAUGGCUUGAGGAGCAGGGGUUGGUGGGGAAGAAGAGGCGGGAGAGUAGUUUGUAG
Alternaria atra is the source of this 840-nucleotide messenger RNA. RefSeq lists its product as uncharacterized. Bases 1 to 840 code for a protein of 279 amino acids. Gene Ontology annotation, molecular function: hydrolase activity. The record is from RefSeq and is a predicted model, not a curated record. The transcript has 6 exons. NCBI's taxonomy places the organism in Eukaryota, Fungi, Ascomycota, Dothideomycetes, Pleosporales, Pleosporaceae.